AUGAGGGUUCACAGCUCUUCCUUUUUGGGUUUUCUGAUCACGGCGGCUAUAGUACUCGCCGCUGUGAACUGCAGUACUAGUGUUCUCCAUUUGGAGAGGACACCCCUUCCUCUCAACUCCUCAGCUGCCCUGAGGCAACUCCGAGCUCAGGAUCGAGCCAGGCACGCCCGUCUCUUUGAUGGCGUCGCCAACUUCUCUGUGUACGGCUCUGCCGAUACCGAACUUUACGGGAUUUACUUCACGAAAGUCAAGCUGGGCUCUCCUCCUCAGGAGUUCAGCUUGCAGAUAGAUACGGGCAGUGAUCUGCUCUGGGUCAACGCCAAAUCUUGUUCUAACUGCCCACGGUCGAGCGGUUUGGGGCUGUUGCUCCUCUUUUCCAACACAAACUUCAAAUGUGCUUUUCUUUGUUCAAGGAUGGGUUUGGAUUUCAUUCGGCCUGACUCCACCGUAGCCACCUCCUCAGCAGCUAUCACAUUUGGAGUUAGCACGUACCAUUCUGGUCCGUCAGUUGACUCGGCCCUCGCUGUUGAUGGAAUUUUUGGACUUGGCCAAGGACCAUCCUCAGCCAUCUCUCAAUUAGCCUCCGGAGGUGUAAUACCGCCAGUGUUCUCCCAUUGCUUGAAAGGAGAGGGCCUUGGGGGUGGUACUUUUGUUCUGGGAGAGAUAUCAGAGCCGGGUAUGGUCUACACUCCCCUUGUCCCAGCACAGCCUCACUACAAUCUAUAUCUACAAAGCAUUGCUGUGAAUGGAGAGCUGUUGCCUGUGGAUCCAGCAGUCUUUAUGACCUCAACUGGUCGUGGAACCUUUGUCGACAGUGGAACGACUCUGGCUUACCUGGUGGAAGAAGCUUACGAACCAUUCAUCAGUGCUGUCUGA
Molecule: messenger RNA, 876 nt
Organism: Linum tenue
Lineage: Eukaryota; Viridiplantae; Streptophyta; Magnoliopsida; Malpighiales; Linaceae
Source: the annotation of a GenBank genome assembly